UCUCAGCCUGGUAGUUCGUGAAGGCAGAGAGGAACCGCUCUUCUAAUUUUAACUCCAACUAAUCGCCACGACACCACACCGAUCCCACUCUCUCCGCCUGGUUCGAUUGUGUGAUUGUGUUUGCAGGCGUCACGAAUUCCGUGGGAGCGCUGGACUGGAUCUGUCGUUCUUGUUUCCGCGUCAAAACUAAACAAAAAGAACCAUGGAGGGACUUUAUUUUGAAGCGAAGCCCACGAGAGAUAUUCGUUUAUCUUCUGAUCAUCGCUCAUCGAUUUCAUCUGAGACGAUUAGUGGCGAUAUGACGGAAGAGGCAGUGGAGGAGGUGCAGUACAAGCUGACAUUAAUCGGCUCUCUCCCGGUUCACCGUAUGACCACCAUGGCGAUGCUACCCUGGGUGGUAGCCGACAUUAGUCGGUCACAGGAGCCCGGUCCGACAGUGUCGCUCUGCGUGUCGCCGUCCUGGGUGCGCUGCGUUUGCGUGCAGGACGGUGGUCUACUCUGGGACCCCCUGACACACACGGUGCUGUUUGAGUGUCGACCCCACCAAGUGACCAAGCUGAUUCACAACAGCCAGGAGCCCAACAGCUUUGGAUGCCUGCUCAGAGAUGCGCCAAGCUGUGCCUGCUACGUGUUCAAAUGCCAGGAUAGCACCAAGGUCCCCGAGAUCAUCAGUACACUCAGGCAAGCUGGCAAAAGCUCUGCACGCAACGAUGACACCCUCACCAUCCCGAACAAGAGUUCGACAGACCCCAGAGACACUAAGCCAUCGGAAACGCACAUCGCCUUUUCUUCGCUUCCCGCGGCAGGCUCUGCGGCGAACAUCCCUGCCCUGUCCCCGACAACCUUUGCCAAAAGGUUUGAGGUGCUCUUUUGCGGCCGAGUGACUGUUGCUCACAAGAAGGCCCCCCCUGCACUGAUUGACGAAUGCAUUGAGAAGUUCAGCCAGUUAGCGCAGGGCUCAGCUAAAAGAGCGGUAAAUACCGGAGGAUUAGUUGGUGGACUGAAGAGGGCGUUAGCUUUCCAGUCUAACGGACUCGGCAGUCCUACUUUGGGUAACGGUGCUACUGGGAGCCCCACCAAUGGAAAACGCCCACUGCUGUUCAAACGGGACCCCAGCUUCCCAUCUCUGCAGGCCCUGGACGAGAACGGACUCUCACCAGAAAUCUCUCAUGGCAACACUACAGAUUCACUCACUCUCUCGCCUGGGGUGCAGCCCACCAGCCUGCAGGAGAACAGGACCAUGCUUUUUACGGUGGGCAGGUCACAGAUCUUUUUGGUUAGUCCAGACACUAAGAAGGUUGCCAUCGAAAAGAGUUUCCGUGAAAUCUCUUUCUGCUCACAAGGUAUUCAUCACGUGGACCACUUUGGCUUUAUUUGCAGGGAGACAGUGGAAAGAGGAAGCUGCCAUUUUGUUUGCUAUAUCUUUCAGUGUACCAAUGAAUCUCUGGUGGACGAGAUCAUGCUGACCUUGAAGCAGGCGUUCUCUGUAGCAGCUGUGCAGCAGAAUGCAAAAAGCCAAAGCCAACAGUGCGACAGCUGCCCCAUGCUGCAGCUCCACAAACUGUGUGAGAGAAUAGAAGGUCUAAAUGCAUGUAAAACCAAACUAGAGCUCCAGAAACACCUGGCUACUCUUGAUAACCAGGAUCAAGCUGCAGUCUUUGAGAGCACAAUGAAGUCUCGUCCUAAGAGUGAACAGGAAGAAAAUGAGCUUACAAUGGCAUCUUUGAGGAAUUGGUAUGAGGAGAGACAGAGGAUUCAUCAUCACACACUGCCAAAGGACACCAAACAGAAUGAGGAGGAGGAGGUGGCAGCUGCUCCAGUUGAGGUGCAGCAACAAAGUAGCAGUCGACAGCGACUUGAGCAAUUUAAGAGCCGGGCGAAACGCUCUUUAACCGAGUCCUUAGAGGGUAUAUGGAAGGGGAGCAGCAAGGCCGUUGCUCAGAGGGGCAACAGCGAAAGAAGCUACAGUGUAUCAUCCAUUUCUACCGGCAAUAGCCAGGACCAGUCCCGCUCAGAUGACCCCCUGUCCAAAUCACACCCCAACAGCCCGCUCAGGUGCCACAACUCAACAGGAGACCUGAAGCAGCUUGACCCCUUUUCUUCCCCGUCUUCCUCCCCCUCCUCUUCCCGACAAGGAGACGGUCAGCAACAGGGCUUCCGUAGACGGGCCAGCACCUUCAGCCACCCACCGACUCCCUCCUCAGCAGAAGCUUCACCUGCACGCACUUCAAACCGUUCGCCACAGCAGGAUGCCGCGUCCGCUUCCAAACACAAGCUGCUACGACACUACUCUGUCAGCACCGACACGCCACACCAGAGCAAACGUGUUCCAUCCGACACCACCCUUCCUCCUGUUCCUAACUGCUCCUCAUCCUCUUCUCCUCUGCUCCCUCCUUCCUCCCCUUCAACCGGAGCAAGGCUCAGUAAAAGACGUCCGUUGGGUGGACUGCGCGCUCGACUCCACUCCUCAUCCUCUGUUCCUAAUUUUCUGAAAUUUCAAUUCCUGGCCCCUGUCGAAGAAUACGACUGCCCCGAAACAAAGAGCAGAGAUGUUGCGGCCCUCUAUUUAUCAAGUGCUCAAUGUGAAGUUGGGGAAAGCCCUCUGCGCAGUCACCGACACUCGUGGAGGCAGCAGAUCUUCCUGCGAGUCGCAACCCCUCAGAAAAACACAGAUGUCAAUGAGCGUGGAGACAGUCUAGAUGGGAGUCGGGCAUGUGGGGGCCAAGCUGUGGGUGCAGGAGGUGUGGACUUGCCCAUGAGGGCGCUGCCCCAAGAGCGACCCAGAAGGAGCAAAGAGGAGCUGAGGGAACUAUGGAGAACAGCCAUCCUGCAACAAAUCCUCCUGCAAAGGAUGGAACGGGAGAACCAGAAACUACAGGCUUCUGAAAGUGAUUUGCAAAACAAACGUCUCAAGCUGGACUAUGAGGAAAUCACCCCAUGUCUAAAAGAGGUCACAUUGGUCUGGGAGAAGAUGCUGGGAACUCCUGGAAGGGCAAAGGUCAAGUUUGACCACGAAACCAUACAUUUGUCAGUCGCGCAAGGGGUGCCGAGGCAGCAUCGAGGAGAGAUCUGGAAGUUCCUCUCUGAACAGUACCUGCUCAAGCAGACGGUUCCAUCUCGACCACCGACCAAUGACGCGCCAUACAAAGAACUGCUCAAACAGCUCACAUCGCAACAACACGCCAUCCUCAUUGAUCUGGGUCGUACUUUUCCCACUCAUCCCUAUUUCCAAGCCCAGCUGGGGGCGGGACAACUAUCUCUGUAUAAUAUCCUCAAGGCCUACUCGCUGCUGGACCCUGAGGUGGGCUACUGCCAGGGCUUGUCCUUCAUUGCUGGAGUUUUGCUCUUACACAUGGGGGAAGAAGACGCCUUCAACAUGCUCAAAUUUCUCAUGUAUGAUGUCGGCCUCCGCAAACAGUACAGGCCUGAUAUGAUUAUCCUGCAGAUUCAGAUGUACCAGUUGUCACGUCUGCUCCAUGACUAUCACCGGGAUCUCUACAGCCACUUGGAGGAACAGGAGAUCGGGCCCAGCCUGUACGCCACGCCGUGGUUCCUCACCGCCUUUGCGUCGCACUUCCCCCUCGGCUUUGUGGCCAGAGUCUUUGACAUGUUGUUCCUCCAGGGGUCAGAGGUCAUCUUCAAGGUGGCCCUAAGUCUCCUGGGGAGCCACAAGCCUCUGAUCUUGCAACAUGACAGCCUGGAGUCCAUUGUGGACUUCAUCAAGACCACACUGCCCAACCUGGGCCUAGUGCAGAUGGAAAAAACCAUCAAUCAGGUUUGUGAGAUGGAUGUAUCCAAGCAGCUCCAGGCGUAUGAGGUGGAGUACCACGUCUUGCAGGAUGAACUCCUGGACACUCCCCCGACCCUGAAUCAACAGCAGCGUACUGCGCAGAUGGAGAGGACCAAUCAGAGCCUGAGACAGCAGAACCUUGAUCUUCUCGAGGAGCUGCAGGUGUCGUACGCUCGGGUGUGCAGCCUAGAAAGUCGAUUGGCGGCGCUGGUACAGUCGGAGAGCAAGCUAAAGGAGCAGGUUUCCUCUCUGGAGCUGGAGAAGGAGCAGUUGGCGAGCACAGCCACGCGUCUCCAGAAGCUGCUCGCCGGCCUGGGCAUACCAACGACUCCUGAUGGCCACAGACUGCCCCAGGUCGAUGAGGAAUUACACGCACCCCGAGUCCCAGCGGGGGCCACGGUGGGUACACAAGCAGGCCACGACGGUAGGACGAUGGACCCGCUGUGCCAACCCUUGCGUGUAGUUGAGAAGGUGGUCAAUGGACAAGGGGAAACUUGAUUCUUGAUGUAUUCUAUCCUUUGUUUGACAUCCGGGCCUCUUUAAAAGAGGAACAGGACAAAAACAGGAUCAUCUUUUCAAAACCUCUUGUGUGAUCAACAAGCAUGUGAUUUGACCAGCCUGUCCCAAAGAUGGCGGCACUGUCCGCCCCCUCGGUCCUCACAUGAGCACUUGUGCUUGUGUCUGUGACAAGCUCCAAAAGGCCAGCCAGCACACUGUGCGGCCAUUUGUUCCCAAAGAACGUAAAAGUGAGCACGUGUGUGACCGAAAAAGUACAUUUCACUCGGAAAACAUUGAAAAGUCCAGAAAUACACAAGCUGAAUGUCGGUGGCUCAUGCAUUUCAUAUUUCAUUUGUGUUACAAAAAGAAAAAAAGUCUAAAGUUGUGCCUUCUAGUCAGACUUUUUUUUUUUUUUACUUUAAAGAAACCUCUUGAGUAUAUGAACCUUGUGCCAUUUGGCUUACACUGUAUUCCUUCCACCAGACCUGCAGCUUCAAGCCAUGUACGCAAGUGUGUUUGUGCACUGAUUGCAACAAUCAGUCGGCGUUACACUGUAAGCAUGUUUUAUGCCAUGCACCUCUUUUGUUUUAAGUGAUUGUUCUAAUAUUGCCAAUCUAUACUUAAAUAUAUUCCGUGUCAUUUCAACACACCCCAAAAUCAA
Molecule: messenger RNA, 4949 nt
Organism: Syngnathus acus (greater pipefish)
Lineage: Eukaryota; Metazoa; Chordata; Actinopteri; Syngnathiformes; Syngnathidae
Gene: tbc1d1
Product: TBC1 (tre-2/USP6, BUB2, cdc16) domain family, member 1
Exons: 23
Coding region: 203-4288 (1361 amino acids)
Source: RefSeq, a predicted model, not a curated record